AUGGAGGGUGUAGGCGAGGGCAAGAGAGCAGGGAUGAGGCCGCGAGCAAAGGUGAGCCCGCGACGGCGAGAGACAGCCAGAGAAAGGGCAGAGAUUGAGGCGAGGGCCGUGAACAGGAACUUCACGAGGGAGGCGCUCGUGAGGGAGGGCGGCAUUGUCGAGUGGGGCGGCAAAGGGGACGAGGAGGAGGAGUUCGUGGCGGUGUGCAGCCUGCCGGCGCAGAGGGAAGAGGGCUGGUUCCAAACCUCUCUCCGCUUGUACCAGGGCUCCUGGUUGCCCUCUGGGCACUUGAACGGCGUCGUCGCUUGCCAAAAUCACUUCCAAGCUCACCCCUCUGACAUCCUCCUCGUCACCAGCCCGAAAUGUGGCACCACUUGGCUAAAGGCCAUCCUCUUUGCUCUCUUGAACCGUGCCGAGUACUCUGACCCCAACCCACAACAACGGCACCCUCUCCUAACACAAAACCCCCACGACCUCGUGCCCUUCUUGGAGAUCAGGCUCUAUCUCCAGAAUAAAAAUCCUGAUCUCACUGCUUUUACAUCCCCGAGGCUCUUGGCCACCCACUUGCCUUAUUCCUUGCUUCCACGGUCGGUGAGGGACUCCAAUUGCAAGCUGGUUUACCUAUGUAGGAACCCUAAAGACACUUUCAUCUCGAUGUGGCACCACUUCAACAAGUUGAGGCCCGAAGAGAGGGGCCAGCUUCCACUCCUGGAGGGGCUCGACAAGUUCUGCCGAGGCGUGAGCGGGUAUGGGCCUUAUUGGGACCAUGUGCUGGGUUACCACAAGGCGAGCUCGGAGAUGCCCGAGAAGGUGUUGUUUGUGAAGUAUGAGGAGAUGAAAGCGGACCCGAGCGUUCAAGUGAGGAGGUUGGCCGAUUUCAUUGGGCGUCCAUUCAACGAAGAAGAAUUGAGAAACGGGACCGUGGAGGGAAUACUGAGGAUGUGUAGCUUUGACAAUUUAAGCGCAUUGGAGGUGAAUAGGAGCGGCAAGUUGCCGAGUGGAAUAGAGAAUAAGUGGUUCUUCAGGAAAGGCGAGGUUGGAGAUUGGGUGAAUUACAUGAGCGCUGAGAUGGGAGAGAGAAUUGACGGUGUCAUGGAAGAGAAGUGGCAUGUUUCUGGUUUGAAGUUUUAGGACAUAUGAACCACUCGUUCAACAAUUUCCGGGUGUUACGUUUUAGUUUUGAAGAUGUUUGGUUUGAUGGUGGAGAAGAAAAACGUGUAAAAAAAGAACAAAAAAGAAGCAGACACGAUUCGACUAUUCGCACUUUUGGGGGGUCAAAGUCUGGUUGGCCAAUGCAAGCGUGUUUCUCAUGCUAUAGGAGGAAAGAUUUUC
This is a messenger RNA of Eucalyptus grandis, 1332 nucleotides long. Its product is annotated as cytosolic sulfotransferase 5. NCBI's taxonomy places the organism in Eukaryota, Viridiplantae, Streptophyta, Magnoliopsida, Myrtales, Myrtaceae. Gene Ontology annotation, biological process: sulfation. The transcript is spliced from 2 exons. Bases 1 to 1131 code for a protein of 376 amino acids. Gene Ontology annotation, cellular component: cytoplasm. The record is from RefSeq and is a predicted model, not a curated record. Gene Ontology annotation, molecular function: sulfotransferase activity.